AUGGACGCGACAAGUCGGGAGCCCUGUCCCCCACCGCCCUCUUCCGCCCAAAUUCCGACCGGCCAGGCGAUCCCCAGCUGCAGCGAAUUCCUCACGACCUGCGCCGGCCGGCGCGACGCCAUGUGGCGCCUCGUGACCGCCGGGGGCGGCCCCCUCCUGACCUCCCUUAACGACAACGUGGGGCGGCAGCACUGGGAGUUUGACCCUCAGGCGGGCACGCCUGAGCAGCGCGCACAAGUCGAGGAGCUUCGCGAAAAUUUCGCGAACAACAGGCGCGCCAAGCGCCAGUGCUCGGAUGAGCUCCUGCGGCUGCAGGCCGCCGACAGGAUCAAGGCAGCCGGGGCCAAUGUCGUGAAGGACCCGUGCGUCGUGCAGGGCCGGGGGCCCGUCGCUGUGUCGCAGGUCGACCACCAGGUCCUGUGCGGGCUGAAAUACUACGCGGCGCUGCAGCAGCGCGACGGUCACUGGGCGGGGGACUACGGAGGGCCGAAUUUCCUGAUGCCGGGCAUGGUGAUCGCUCUGUACGCGACGGGCGCCCUUGACAGGGUUUUUGGCGCGGAGGCCAGGGCGGAGAUCUUGAGGUACCACAGGAACCAUCAGAACGAGGACGGCGGGUUUGGGCUGCACAUCGAGGGCCACUCGACGAUGUUCGGCACGUCCAUGGGAUACUGUGUGCUACGCAUCAUGGGCGCAGAUCGAGACGAUGAAGCUGUGGCAGCUGCUCGCAAAUGGAUUCAUGAUCGAGGGGGUGCCCAAUACAACACAUCUUGGGCAAAAUUUUGGCUUGCCGUCUUGGGCGCAUAUUCUUGGGACGGACUUAACCCGGUGCCUCCUGAAAUGUGGCUCCUGCCAUAUUCCGCGUGGACAGGAAUUGGACUGCUGCAUCCUGGAAGGAUGUGGUGUCACGUCAGGCAGGUGAUGUUGCCAAUGAGCUACAUAUACGGAGUGCGAGGCACCUGCAAGGAGACCGAUCUCGUGAAGGCAUUGCGGGAGGAGCUUUACCCAGUUCCGUACGAUGGGAUAGACUGGAACGGUGCCAGAAACUUGUGUGGAAAGGAAGACUUGUAUUUUCCGCACCCCUUCAUACAGGACGCAUUGUGGUGGUUUCUAUACAAAUGUGAAAACGUGCUUGCAGGGUCUUCGCUUCGAAAAAAGGCGCUGAAAGAAGCUCUCAAACUCAUACACUAUGAGGAUGAGAGCACGCGGUACAUAGACAUUGGAGGCGUAAGCAAGUCGAUGAACCUUCUAGCCUGUUGGCUGGAAGACCCCAACUCGGAGGCAUUCAAGAAGCACCUUGCCCGUGUCCCUGACUACAUGUGGGUUUCCGAAGAUGGUAUGAAGAUGCAGGGGACCAACGGGUCCCAGGUUUGGGACACGGCUUUCUCUGUACAGGCAAUGAUUGCGACAGGACUUGGCAAGGAAGUUGGAGAUUGCCUGCAACUGGCACACCAGUUCCUAGACAAGUCACAGAUAACGGAAGAUCCAAUGCCGCCACUCCAAGAGCACUACCGCCACAUCUCAAAGGGGGCCUGGUCGUUUUCAACAAGAGAUCAUGGCUGGCCGACUGCAGAUUGCUCCGCCGAGGCGCUGAAGGCAGUUCUUGCGUUACAGACAUGCCCCGAGACAUUUGUCAAGCAACCGUUUCUAGAUGACAGACUCUUCGAUUGCGUCAACAUCAUCCUGUCCUAUCAAAGCUCGACGGGGGGCUGGCCUACGUACGAAAACACAAGGAGUCACAGUUUUGCCGAGAAUUUCAACGCUGCCGAAACUUUCUCGAACAUCAUGAUUGACUACGAUUAUGUGGAGCUGAGCUCUUCGUGCAUGACAGCACUUUGCGAAUUCAGAAAGGCGUACCCGAAGCACAGGUCUGCAGAAAUCGACGGCGCCUUGAAAAGAGGAAAAGAUUUCAUCCAGCGCAUUCAAAGGGAGGACGGUUCCUGGUACGGAUCUUGGGGAGUGUGCUUCACCUACGGCACUUGGUUCGGCUGCGAAGCCCUUGCAGCGUUGGGCGACUCUUACAGCACCAGCGAGUCGGCAAGGACAGCCUGCGACUUCCUGUUGGACAAACAGAAGGAGGACGGUGGCUGGGGAGAGAGCUACAAAUCAUCCCAGGACCGCGUCUAUUCCCAGCUGGAUGGAGACUCCCACGUUGUCAAUACCGCAUGGGCGGUGAUGGCCUUGAUGGCGGUCGGCUACCACGAGGUCCAUCCUCUGCCUUUGCACGCGGCGGCUCGCUUCAUGAUGGAUGCCCAGCAGGUGGACGGAGACUGGCCGCAGCAGCACAUCAGCGGUGUGUUCAACAAGAACUGCAUGAUCAGUUUCUCUCAAUACAGGUAUGGAGAGGCUGCUUGGCGUAUAUGA
Messenger RNA from Ostreobium quekettii, 2361 nucleotides. NCBI's taxonomy places the organism in Eukaryota, Viridiplantae, Chlorophyta, Ulvophyceae, Bryopsidales, Ostreobiaceae. The record is from the annotation of a GenBank genome assembly.